GGAACUGCACCUCGCAGGGCCGACGAACCUGCGAGAGUUCACGUUUGUUUUCCGACUAAUUACAUGUAUAACCUAGCGGGCUGACGGCUACCAUUAUACACUUCUUAAAAGUAGCCCCUUUUCGUCGUAGACGUGGAUUUAUUGUUAGUUUCGCAUCAUAACAGGAAGUUGGUCCGUUUAAGAAGCUGGGUGUGAAAGUGAAAGUAUUAUUGUGUGAAGGGGAAACCAAUGACAGCAGCAUUAUAUUGCCUUUUCUCCACAGUUGCUAUUUCGGAGAGAAGAGUGGAACAACCAUGACGAACCUUUGGUCCAUUUGGAGUCUCUCCUUGGUUACUUUUGCCUGCUUUGGCCGAGGCUGCAGCAGCCAUUGUCCCGUGCUGGAGUGCUGGUUCCUGCAGGAGAAGAAGCAAGGAGGAGCUUCCGGCAGCCAGGAAAAGAUCCUGCUUGACGUGGGGACAGAAGGCCAUCAUCGUGCGGCGAGCCGGCACGCAGCACCUGACUCCAGCAUCCGGACAAUCUACUCGGUGGAGGAUCCGGCCGCAACCCUCUGCCACCGCUCGCUCCGCCCACCCAGCGGCUCCACCAACAAGCCCCUGUGCGAGAUCAGCUCCUUCCUGCCGCAGCCCUCCUCCGUCAAAUGGGCCGCCUCGCUCACUGAGUCCGCCCUCAGCCCCAUACACCUGCAAGCCGACUGGUUGGCCGGCACUCUCCAGGGGGUUGGCGGGGAACUGAGCGUCUCCAGUGUCCUGCGCGCCGCCACGGGCACCAGCGAGCUGGACGUGGUCCUCAGCGUGACCACUACAACGGUCGCGGUGAAGGCCAGACUCAGCGAGCCGGUGCUUCUGGACUGUCAGUUCUGGGCCGACCCCGCCUCGCCACAGUCCGGCUUCGCCGUCGAGUGGCGCUACCAGUACAGAGGCAGCGGCCAAUUGAUUCUGGCUUACGACGGCAAGGCGGACCGGCUGUCAGACACGCUGGAGGAAGGUGCCAUGAUGGACAUUGCUGAGCUGCACCGCAAUGGAAAUGCUUCCCUGAUCCUGCAGAAAGCCAAAGUGAGCCACUCCGGGACGUACAUCUGCAUGGUGUACCGGCCGCACCUCCUGGCUCAGGUCACCAUGGAGCUGGAGAUCGCAGAACCGCCUUCCUUGUCCAUCUACCCCACCUCUCUGCCCCUGACUGUUGCCGGGCAGAGUUUGACGGUUCACUGUGAAGCCUCGGGCUUUGCCCCAUACGCGCUGGAGCUGAGCUGGGAGUUGAAAAACCCGGAUGGAACGACCCGACCCUUGGGACCCGGCCGCCUAACCGGCCACAGGCAGGCCUGGGACGGAACCUACAGCCAGGACACCCGGCUGGAGCUGGACACUUCCACGCUGGACCUGGGCAGAGGAGGGGAGGUCACCUGCGUGGGGCAGCAUUCCGGAGGAACGCGGCGGGCCAGCGUGACCCUCAGAAUCAUCGGCUUCAGCACGCCGUCCAUCGAGGACUCCAUGGCGAUGGUGGGCGUGGCGCUGGUGCUCUACGGCCUCAUCAAGUUUGUCUCUUGGACCUUCAUCCCCUCAGGCUCAAGUGAAGCUGCUGAAUCAAACAAGAAAGAGAAGUGAAGAUGCAGCUCUGGACUUGCCCUCCUUAUAACACUGGAAGUUUUUUAUAUUUUUGAAAUGCAUUUUUUAAAAUGCUCCACCACUCACAUUUGACAAAAUUAGCUAUUUGAAUAAAGUGAGUGGAACUGAAGGUGUUCUUUUUUCACUUUCACUUUCAUUUGUGUUUUCUGCUGUUCUCUGGUGUUUAUGUUUUUUAAAUCAUAAUUAAAGGUGUGUUUCCCACAAGAAAUGUAAAACGUCUGACAAAUAUAACAAUAAAGUCAAUACAUCAAUUAUUA
Molecule: messenger RNA, 1879 nt
Organism: Dunckerocampus dactyliophorus (ringed pipefish)
Lineage: Eukaryota; Metazoa; Chordata; Actinopteri; Syngnathiformes; Syngnathidae
Gene: tapbp.1
Product: TAP binding protein (tapasin), tandem duplicate 1
Exons: 8
Coding region: 294-1601 (435 amino acids)
Source: RefSeq, a predicted model, not a curated record